Molecule: messenger RNA, 10049 nt
Organism: Symphalangus syndactylus (siamang)
Lineage: Eukaryota; Metazoa; Chordata; Mammalia; Primates; Hylobatidae
Product: antiviral innate immune response receptor RIG-I-like
Biological process (GO): antiviral innate immune response; cytoplasmic pattern recognition receptor signaling pathway
Cellular component (GO): cytoplasm
Molecular function (GO): zinc ion binding; double-stranded RNA binding; single-stranded RNA binding
Source: RefSeq, a predicted model, not a curated record
UUUUUUCUUGAGAUGGAGUCUCACUCUGUUGCCGAGGCUGGAGUGCAGUGGUGCGAUCUUGGCUCACCGCACCCUCCGCUUCCUGGGCUCAAGCGAUUCUCCUGCCUCAGCCUCCCGAGUAGCUGGGAUUACAGGUGCCUGCCACCACGCCUGGCUAUUUUUUGUAUUCUUAGUAGAGACGGGGUUUCUCCAUGUUGGCCAGGCUGGUCUCAAACUCCUGAUCUCAGGUGAUCCACCCACCUCAGCCUCCCAAAGUGCUGGGAUUACAGGCGCGGGCCACCACACCCAGCCAAUCAUUUGUAUUUCUAUACAGUAGCAACAGACAAUUUGAAAAUGAAAUCUUAAAAACAAUUCCAUUGACAGUAGCAUCAAAUAACAUAAAAUAGUUCAGAAUAGCCAGGUGUGAUGGCCCAUGCCUAUAGUCCCAGCUACUCUGGAUGGCUGAGGUAGGAGGAUUGCUUGAGUCCAGGUGGAUCCCUUGAGCCCACGAGUUCAAGGCUGUAGGACACUAUAAUUGUGCCUGUGAAUAGCCACUGCACUCCAGCUUGGGCAACAUAGUGAGACUCCGUCUGUAAAAUAAAAUGAAACAAAACUAAAAUACUGCUGAGAGAAAUUAUAGACCUAAGUAAAUGAAAAGGCAUACCAUGCUUAUGGAUUAGAAGACUCAAUAUUGUUAAGAUGUCACUUCUCCCCAAGUUUAUCUGUAGGUUCAAUGCAAUCUUGAUCAAAAUCCCAAUAAGCUUUUUUGGGGGGGAGGAAGGGGUAAUUGACAAGUUGAUUCUUAUUUCAUAUGGAAAUGCAUAGGGAUUCAAGGUUGCAGUGACCCCUGUUUGCACCACUGCACUCCAGCCUGGGAGACAGAGUGAGACCUUGUCUCAAAAAAGAAAUUAAAAAAAAAAAAAAAAAAGGAAUGCAAAGAAUCUCAAAUAGCUAAUAUCUUCACAGUGAAAAACAAAUUUGGAGAACUUAGUAGUACUUGAUUUUGAGACUUAGUUGAAAUCUAAAGUAACCAAGAGACAGUGGUAUUGUCAUAAGUAGUAGGAAGUAGAAUAUAACAAGAGUCAGAAAUAGACACACAUACAUUCAAUGGACUUGGUUUUUUCACAAAGGUCCCAAGGCUAUCCAACGGCAAAAGGAAAAGUUUUCAACAAAUGGUGCUGAAAUAAUUAGAAAUACGGGAUAAGUGAACCUGGACCCCCCAUCUCACACCACAACAAGAUUAUUUUGAGAUAGUAAUAGACCCAGCAGUAAAGGCUAAAAAUAUAAAUCUAAAAGGAAACAAUAUUUUCAUGACCUUGGGGAAGGCAAAGAUUAAAGAGGACACAAAAAACAACAAACAGAAGAAAAAGCUGAAAAUAUUGCAUCAAUAUAAGUGUCUGCUCCUCAAAAAACACCUUUAAGAAAAUGAAAUGGUAAGCCACAGACUGGAAGAAGAUACUUCGAAUAUAUAUAUUUAACAAUUUUGUAUCCAGAAUAAAUAACUCCUGUAAAUCCAUAAACCAAAAAACUCCAAAGUCAGGCAAAAGAUUGGAGCAGAUGCUUCACAAAUGAUAUAUGAAUGACUCAGUAAGCACAUGCAAAUGUGCCCACCAUUAAUUAUAUGGGAAAUUAAAAUUAAAACCACAAUAAUAUACCAUUUCACACCGACCAAGAUGGAAGUUAAAAAAAAAAGGCUGACCAAUGUGUCUAUCUACUGGAGCUCUCCUACUGCAGGUGAGAAUGUAAACUGGAUAUAAUCAAUCAUUUUGGAAAACAGGUGGCGGUUUCCUAUAAAGCUAAACAUAGACUUACCCUGGCACCCAGCCGACGUGGGAGAACUGGGUACACGGGUGUACACUUUACAAAACUCAUCGAAUUGCACACUCAGAUUGUGUGAAUUUUACUGUGUCUCAAAGUUAGCGCUAGAAAAGCAAAACAAAAUAUAAGAUCAUAAAAAUAAAAGCAAUUCCUAGGGGUCCUCUCCGUUCCCGGGCUUCCUCGGUGCGGAGGGAAACGAAACUAGCCCGAGGCAGCACAGCCUCCGCGACCCCCGCCCGCCGCUAGUUACACUUCGAUUUUCACUUGAAAGUUCCCAAGCAGCUCCGCCUCCCGUCCGGUAUCAUUUCAUCGGAAGAUCCCUGCUUUCCCCGCUCGCCACGCCCUCCUCCUACUCGGCUUUAAAGCUAGUGAGGCACAGCCGGGCCGGAACGUAGCUGGAAGCAGAGGCCGGCAUGACCACCGAGCAGCGGUGCAGCCUGCAAGCCUUCCAGGAUUAUAUCCGGAAGACCCUGGACCCUACCUACAUCCUGAGCUACGUGGCCCCCUGUUUUAGGGAGGAAGAGGUGCAGUGUAUUCAGGCUGAGAAAAACAACAAGAGCCCAUUGGAGGCUGCCACACUUUUUCUCAAGUUCCUGUUGGAGCUCCAGGAGGAAGGCUGGUUUCAUGGCUUUUUGGAUGCCCUAGACCAUUCAGGUUAUUCUGGACUUUAUGAAGCCAUUGAAAGUUGGGAUUUCAAAAAAAUUGAAAAGUUGGAGGAGUAUAGAUUACUUUUAAAAUGUUUACAACCAGAAUUUAAAACCAGAAUUAUUCCAGCAGAUAUCAUUUCUGUGUCUGAAUGUUUAAUUAAUCAGGAAUGUGAAGAAAUUCUACAGAUUUGCUGCACUAAGGGGAUGAUGGCAGGUGCGGAGAAAUUGGUGGAAUGCCUUCUCAGAUCAGACAAGGAGAACUGGCCCAAAACUUUGAAACUUGCUUUGGAGAAAGAAAACAAGUUCAGUGAACUGUGGAUUAUAGAGAAAGGUAUAAAAGAUGUCGAAACAGAAGAUCUUGAGGAUAAGAUGGAAACUUCUGACAUACAGAUUUUCUACCAAGAAGAUCCAGAAUGCCAGAAUCUUAGUGAGAAUUCAUGUCCACCUUCAGAAAUGUCUGAUACAAACUUGUACAGCCCAUUUAAACCAAGAAAUUACCAAUUAGAGCUUGCUUUGCCUGCUAUGAAAGGAAAAAACACAAUAAUGUGUGCUCCUACAGGGGAACAGCAGCCAUUCCUGGAGCAGGACAGCCGGGCCUCGCCCCAGGCACGGUGGGGACAGCAGUACACAAGCACGCCAGCAGAGAAGCGUCCAGGCACACUCACGGCGCCUGAGACUGUGGCCAUCCUGAAGAAAGGACUUGGAGACAAGACUCUUCUCUCAGUUACAGGCUCCGGCUCUGCUCUCCAGCCACGCACCCAAGCUAGAGACCCGCAAAAUGAUGAUGCUAAAGCCAGCCCCAUACAGUCUUGAUGCUCAGUAAUUCCAGCAUGGGAUCUGUCCACCCUGCUCUCUGGGUCUACAUCCAGCCCUUCAAUUUUCACUAGGCAAAUCUGAGGAAAUGAUGCCAGUGGAGAGUUGGGCCCUGUGGAGCCCCGAGAAGUACUUUUAAGACCAAAAUGUGGACGUUUCAGAGCGGCAGACUCCAGCUUAAUAAGAAGAUCUUUCAACCACUGGAAAAUCCACAGACGGCUCUUAGUGGUAGUGAGCUCUGUAUCCCUGGAGGUAUGCAAGCCAGAGCUGGCAAUACUGUGUGUCACAGAGGGAAUCAAGACCUAGGCAGCAGUGAUGGUCUUAAAAUUCCACAAUUUUUCAUGGUAUCCUUUUGAUGUAUUCACACCCCAGAAUCAUUUCUGCCUCAAAAUAUAUGUGUAUUUGAAAAUUAUAGAUAUAUAUAUUUAAAACUAGAAACAUAUCUAUAUAAAACAAGUCACAUAUCAUCAUCAACACCAUUUUAAGACCCAAUCUCUUAACUCUUUGUUGAAUUCCUAUUUCACAGUUUUACAUUUUCAUAUUUUUCUCCCCAUUUCUAGGACCUCUAACUACUCACGUACACCCAUCCUUCAACCCUAAUGCCACCUUCUCGAUGAUUCUUCCUUCAUCUUCCUCAGUUCUAAGCUGCUUUUCGUGCCUUAAUAUCUCCUCCCAUUCCCUUACAGUCACACUCCUUGUAUUAUAAUUAUGUCCACUUUUUGUUUUUCUGUGAUCCCCUACAGACCAGAAGUAAGGCCUUGCACACAGAAGGUGUGCAACAGUACUGGCUAAAAGAAUAAUAUAACUAAAACCAUGGCAAAAUCCCUCUGCUUUUGAGAAACCCUAUCAGACUUGUUUCUAAUUUUUCCUGUUCUAUUAAGCACCUGUUGAUCAGCCUUGGUAAUGGUGCCUGUUCACCACUGCUCCCCCAUUCCUGUAAGAGGAUCAUGCAGGCCGGGCGUGGUGGCUCACAACUGUAAUCCCAGCACUUUGGGAGGCCAAGGCGGGUGGAUCAUGAGGUUGGGAGAUCAAGACCAUCCUGGCUAACACGGUGAAACCCCGUCUGUACUAAAAAUACAAAAAAAUUAGCCAGGCGCGGUGGCGGGUGCCUGUAGUCCCAGCUACUCAGGAGGCUGAGGCAGGAGAGUGGCGUGAACCCAGGAGGUGGAGCUUGCAGUGAGCCGAGAUCGCACCACUGCACUCCAGCCUGGGUGACAGAGUGAGACUCUGUCUCAAAAAAAAAAAAAAGACGAUCAUGCAAUCCCUGCCCUUUUGCCUCUGGCAAGUGAAGCACACAUCCUCUCACACCAUCCCCACUGGGACCACCCGUUCUCCCCAUCCCAGAUCUAUUGAUUGGUCUGUAAGUGGGCGGGGCACACAUCACAUCCGAGCAGAAACUUUAAAUGCAAUGGUGUGUGCAGCUUGGCCACAGAACGGACAUGGUCCACACCGGAGCUGUUCCUCCAGCUGGGUCCUGAAUGAGGGGACAGGGCCACAGCCAGCUCACAGCUAUAACAUGGAACAUGAGCAAGUGAUCAACGUCUGUGGCUGUGAACCAGCAAGAUUCUGGGAUUUUUAUGAGCAAAAGCUGGCUUAUAAAGUGAUCCCUUUCCCGAAUUCCCAGUUCACCUGUAGGCAAGGAACAGAUGCAACCCCAGCUGUCACCUGUGUGACUACAGACUAGGAGGCCCUGGCCAGAGGGGAUGCAGAGAUUCUCUCUGCCCCUACCCACAAGGAGAUGUGUUGCAAAGCAGCAUACAGUGUUGAGGACAGGAAGGCAAGGCCUGAGCCCCAGGAAGGAAGCUCAGGCGUCCUGAACAAGGAAGAGCUCCAGGAGUACACAAAGGAAGCUCAGGCAUCUUCUUCACGGGAAUAUUUUCACAUGGACGCUGUCACAAUGACACUGUCUGCUACCUCUCUCAGUGCUCUUUCUAGAAGAAUACAGAGGAAAUAUUCCCUCCAGCCCCAAAACACAACUGGUCUUUUCAUCUCAUGGACACACAUCACGUUCACAGCUCUUGUCUUUGCAUGCUAAGAAGCUCAGAGGGAGAUGUGUGCAGAAUAUACCAGGGAUUCUACUGCUCAUCUAAGUAUGUCCCUACUCUUCUUUUGCUCUCUCCCUGGUUUCCUCCAUUUACGUAUUUUUCUUCUUUUUUAUUACAGGUCUUAUAAGCCACCUCAAAUAUCUCAUAACAUGGGUGUAAAAUACUGAAAAUGACUUAGAACAUGUACAUUUCUCCAUCACAUGCGGUCAUCGGGAGCUGGGAAGCGGAAGCUCCUGUAUUUACUCAGAUCUAGAACCGUCACCGUGCUGUGGGACUCAGCCUCUCCCACCAUGUUGGCUGCAUGGCACUGGUACACACCCUCAUCCUCCUUUCGCAGGGGGUUGAUCUAGAAACACAACAGGCAAGUUUAUACAGUUAUAUAAGGUACAGCAAAAUGACUUCCUUAGUUAGUUCUUAAUGAUAAGUCUGCACACUUCUUCCUUUUCAGAAUAAGGUAAAACUUGCUCUAUUUCUCUCCUUGCCUUGGCUGCCAAGGAGCACGCAGGUAAAUUUCCUUCCCAGGGACCAUCUUGAAAGGCACGCUCCCUAUUGUAGCUCUCAUCUGAAUGACUCCUCCGCAUACCUGCCUUUUACUGUGAGCUACCUGGUCUUUUGUAUUAAUGGUGCAAGGUAUAGGUUAUUUGGAAAAUACCUCAAGUUAAAAGAAGAACAAAAGUCUACUGACCAAAGAAUGAUCCACAAACUAUUCCCUAUAGGGGCAGCCUCUACAAAAUACCACCAGAGAUAACCUCUUUUCCCUGUUUUUUCUCCUAAGAAAACAGGGGAAUGUGCUUGAUUUGAAGAAACCACACAGCCAAUUGCAUUCCCAAUCUCUCAGCUGGGUGGAGAGGAGUCACCAAGCCUCCCAGAGCUGUGGGUGGAAUGAGGAGGCUGUCCUUAGGGAGCACCCCAAGGACGUUCACAGCCAGCUCCAUAACCAGCUCGCUUCUCUUUUGCUUUCUCUUGUUACAACCAACCGCUUCCAUCAAUUACAAAUCAUCCUACGGACCACGCGCUGGGGUAUGCAAAUCAGCUCGUUUUAAACUCAUGCCAGUCGUGGGGGAAGGGUGAGCAUUAUAGUCUUCUUUUUACAGGAGACUCACAGGUAAAUCACAGACUGCCAGGGCCACAAAGGCCCUCAGAGGUCUUUCAGUUUGAAGCCCUCUUUUAACAACAGUGGAAAUGGAGGCUCAGAAAGGUACAGUGACUGACGCAACAUGGAGCCCUAUCUCCUCAUUCCAUCACUCUUUCAAACAUGUGGCAUUCUUCAUCUUCGUAAAAGUGCUGUGAGGCAGGAAAGAGCUCUGUAGGAGGACUCGAAUGUGCCACCUUCCGCCUUUACCAGCGGGUGACCUUAGGCAGGUGUACUAGUUUCUUGGGCUGCUGUAACAAAUCGCCACAAGCUGAGUGCCUUAAAACAAACACAUUUAUUAUCUACAGUUUUGGAGGUCAGAAGCCCAAAGGGGGCUAAAAUCAGUGGGCUAAAAUCAAGGUGCCGGCAGGGCUGCAUUCUUCCUGAAGGCUCUCAGGAGGCUCCUUUUCUUGCCUUCUCCAGUUCCUAGUGGAUGCUGGCACUCCUUGGCUGUGGCCCUUUCCAACAUCAUCAAAGCCAGAAACGGUGGGUCAAGUCCUCCUCACAUCGAAUCACUUCGGUCUGCCUCUGACUCUUCUGUUUCCCUCUUCCACACUUAAAGACCCACCUUUAAACUGGCCCACCCGGAUAAUCCAGGCUAAUUUCCUUAUCUUAAAUCUCCUUAUCUCAGCUGUUUAGCAACCACAACCUCCCUCCCACCACCUUGCCAUGUAACAUCGUAGGGUUCUGGGAGUGAGGACGUGGACAUCACUGUGGGGCCAUCACUCUGCCCCUGGCAGCAGAACACAUAUGUUCCCAGCAGAUCUGAAACCUGCCCUGCCUGCCUCACAGUUACUGGAGGGGCCAGUGAGAAAUGGGUAAGAACAGCUUUGAAACAUGUAAUGUGUUGUAGAAAUAUAAAGGAUGGUUUAUAAUGGUCAGUCAAUAAUAUCCAAUAAUCCUAAACACUCACCAAAACCCAGGCCGUGGCCUCAUGGUCAGAAGGGCCCCCUCGCACUUGGACAGCUACAUUUACAUGGUCCCCAGGCAGCUCCUCCAGUGCUUGGGUGCCCUCAGGGGACUUUGUGACCUACAGGGGACAGAAAUGCCAGGAGAGGGCUUAGAAAAAGCAAUUCUGGAUAAAGACCAUCCCAUAGGCUUCCUUGCCCUCCUCCUUCCUCCUCCUCCCACUGACUCAAAAACGGAAACCCUAGCACUGCUCAUGCCGAUGCAAAUGACAUCAGUCAUUUUUUAAACCUACUUGUACAUAUAGACAGCACGCUCUGCCGGACAGCAAAGACCCGAACAUCACCACUAUCCCACAGAAAGAUUCAGAAUCUCAAUGCCCGUCUCAGGGCUGUUGACAUUAAGGGGACAACAUUCACUGUGAUCCUUGCCGGUCUCUCAAAAACUGGUCUUUAGAAGAUUUGGCUUUGGAAUAGGACUGAGUCUUCUGCCACCAGCCAGGUCUGUCUGAAACACAGCCCCGAAGUGAAGCAGGAUACACACAUGGCCACCGCAGCUGAUGCAGACUGGGUAAGAGCACAGCUUUCUGGGUCGCUAAGUGGCCAAGGAUGUAAGUGGCACAGGAAGGGCUGCAAUGUCCCCUUCUAAGGGGAGAGCUUUGGGGUAGAAGUUUCGAGGCAGAGGAGUGGUACAGAUGAUAUCUUUUCUUCAUCCUCUGGCCCACCUAUAAAGGCAUAUAUAUAUAAACACAUUUAAAAGAAAAACAUUCUUACCACUCACGUCUUUGUUUCUCCUUGUCUCUUACACACACACACACACACACACACACACACGAGACGCAUGAGUUCUUGGACAGAAAUACCUUUCUCCACGUGAUGACUGGGGUAGGCACAGCCCUCACUUCACAGGACAGGCCCACCUGCGCCCCGGUGACGUUGUGAACACUUCGGGGAGGAACGACGACCACAGGAGCUAGGAGGAGGAGACAAGGAGACGCAACCUUUACCCUGCCGGGUUCCAAGCAACCCACCUCUAAAUUCCCCUGCCGCAGAGAGCCCGCUGUGAUGUCCUGACAUGAGGGGAGCGGCAGGUCACGCUUGGGCAGGAAUCCUAAAAGAGAGAUUUCCUCAGACCUGGAAAGCUGCCGACCGAUCUCCUGAUCCAAUGAUUGUUUUACCAAUGGGGAAGCAGGGGUCCAGAGGGGAAGGGCGAGUUCCCAAAUUCCCCCAGCGCCGUCUGUGGCAGAGCUUGGGCCUCAGUGCUCCCUCCCAGGGUCCGUUCCAGGCUCUGGCUGCCAUCUGCUGUACCUCAACCAGGAAACACGGCAGCCGACUCCUAGAGGGGCUGGUGCUACGCCACCAACGGCAGACUGUUCUAACAGAUGGGCUUUUCUCCUUCCACGUGGAGGGCGUUAGGAAGAAGAAUGCCAGGCAGAACAGCUGCACACACCCUGGAGCUCAACCUCCUGCGGUCCAUUCAAGAUGCCCAUUUGCAUGCACAGAGUAAAGACUCCCCAGGGCUCCCCCACUCCCUCUGCCUCCCCAUCCCCAGAAGCCGACCCAAGCCUGGGCAAAUCAGGGAAUCAGGGAAAUGUGGUUCUAGACUGCCAGAACAUGACGGAGAGGAGAGGGAGGGUAUGGGCUCUCUGGACAGGACCCAGUGUUAGAUGUUUCAAACUCCUACUCCACACUCUGCCUUCCUCCCCGUGCCUGGCAUCGGCUCUGCUCACACUGGGCUGGAAUAAUCAAGGCCAGGCGUUUCUACCUGCUCUCACCUGCACUGGACAGCAACUCAGCCACCCCGGCAUCCAGCACCACGGUGUGUUGGGCAACGUGCAGUGUAGAGUCCUGGCCAGGGAAUGCUCCCACCCAGCUGUCAUCUAUAAGGUGGGGAUCACACCCCUGCUUCCUAGGGCGGUCAAGCUGAUCUAACCAUGGAAUGAGUGAAAAGUGUAAGUUAAUGUGAUAUGCAAGUGAGGGCCCGGAGCAAAAGGAUGACUGGAUGAACAAACACAUGACAAAUCAAGGAAAAAACAUGUUCAUUUCCAGGCCAUCAAACUGCAGAGUCUAGAACUCCUAGGGCUUUGCCUGGUGACUCAAGGACAGCACUGUUGUUCUCCACAAGACUGCACCUGGAUAAGGCUGCAAUACAAAAGGAGAGCAAAGGGAGGAGACAGAAGGCAGGAGGAAGGAGGUGAUGGACAGGGUCGCAUCACACCCCAAUGCACAGGAGGAUCAGGGUGCAGGAAAAAGACUAGUUUGGCCCCUCCAGACAGACUGGGAAGCAGACCCUGUCAAGCCAGUGCCAAAGAAAUCUCUGGAAAAUCGCCUUAGAGCCACAGUCUCAAACUAGAGAGGCUCUUUAGCAUCCUAAUUCUCUGCGAUUCUGUGCCUGACCAGGUAUGACACGCUCACGCAGCCUCCAUUUGCAUGCCUUCAGGGAUGGAGAACUCACCACCUACGGAGCCAGGCCAUUCUGCCUUUGGAGGGCUCUACUGCGCCUCCCCAACCACACAAGCGCUGGGAUGCUGCCUCCAGGGGAGCCCAAACCGGUGCUCCAGUGGCUCGCUGUGGUGACAGUCAGAAAGACCUGGAUACCAAGGGGACUCUCAAUCAGCGUGGUUUACUUUUGUUCAUGUAAAGUCAUACAUUUUAAAUGUGAUUUCAUCAAUCCCUUUCAGGCCUAAACGAGUAAACCAGUAAAUCACAA